UCGGCCAGCCCACCGGCUCUUCACAUCAGCACCGCGGACAGCCCCCCUGGCCCAGCCCAGCGACAGCCAAGGACUGGUCAGAACGCCCUGAAGAUGGCCACUGAGGUCCACAAUCUUCAGGAGCUCAGGCGAAGUGCUUCACUGGCCACCAAGGUCUUUAUCCAGAGAGACUACAGUGACGGCACCAUCUGUCAGUUCCAGACCAAAUUCCCGCCAGAGCUGGAUAGCCGGAUCGAGCGGCAGCUCUUUGAGGAGACUGUGAAGACCCUCAAUGGUUUUUAUGCGGAGGCUGAGAAGAUUGGGGGCAGCUCCUACCUGGAGGGCUGCCUGGCCUGUGCCACGGCCUACUUCAUCUUCCUCUGCAUGGAGACCCACUAUGAGAAGGUUCUCAAGAAGAUUUCCCGUUACAUCCAGGAGCAGAACGAGAAGGUCUUUGCUCCCCGAGGGCUCCUGCUCACGGAUCCCGUGGAGCGCGGGAUGAGGGUUAUCGAGAUCUCCAUCUAUGAAGACCGGUGCAGCAGUGGUAGCUCCAGUAGCGGCAGCAGCAGCGGCAGUGGCAGCAGCAGCGCUGGCGGGGGAGGGGCGGGGGCCCGGUGACUGGCCGAGAGUCCCUGCCGGGAGGUGUACGGACGCAGCGAGGGGCUGGCAGAGCUGCGCAGGCUGCGCUACCAGAGCACCCGCUUCUGAGUCUUUCUCUGGGCCCACCCUGCCAUGUGACGCGGAAGGGAGGGUGACGGCCCGCUGUUCUGUCCCCAGCCUUUGCCCCUUGGCAGGUUCUUCUUCUUUCUGACCCUGGAUCUUUUUUUUUUUUUUCUUUUUUCUUUUUUUUCUCCCAAGAGGCUGAUCUGGGUCGUCAGAGCCAGACCUUCCUAGGGGACCCAGCUUGGACAAACCCUCUCUUUCCUGCCUCCUUCCUCACUCUAAGGAGGGCCUGGAGAAUUCCCACCCUGCAUGAUACUUCACCCUCAAAGACCAUGUCUACCUGGACGCGGCUCCUUGGGGCUCUUUCUAAGGCCCAGCGCUACUAUGGGCUCCAGCUUGUCAAUGGCCCCACCUCCUCAUUGGAGAUCUGGGGAGAUAGGUGCCCCGGGAGCUAUUCAGCCGCUCCAAAGGGAGUGACUUUCCUGUCCUUCACUCGGAGCCGAAAGUUCUCUCAGCCUUGCCAAGAAGUACUCAACUCUGAGACUUUGAGUCACCCCACCAGGAACUGAUUUUGGGGGUUUGGCCUAGGACUCUGAUGGGGCCCACUGGGGUACGGUAAAACUCUUUGGAUGAAUGCAGCUGGACAGAGCUUGAACUCUUGAUGCCAAUUCCUGCAAUCGUGUGCAUACAUGUGGAAUGCACUGUGUGCACAAACGUAUGUAUGUAUGUUUAUGGGUGGCUAAGCAUGUACACAUGUGAGUAUACAAGUGUAUGAAUAUGAGUGCCUGUAUAUGUAUGACUGCACAAGCCAAGGUGUUUAUGUACGCAUGUGUGUAUGAACCUAUGUUUAUCCGAGUGAAUGAGGGAGAAUGUUAAGUGCGUGUGGGCAACACAUGCAUGCAAAUUAUGUAUGCUUGUGCACAAGUGCACGGGCGUGAGCAUGCAUGUCUGUGUGUAAGCAUGUGUGUGUGUAUGUGUGUGUGUGGGGAGAGAGAGAGAGAGAGAGAGAGAGAUUGAUUCUGUUGUGUGUUCUCUUUGGCUGCUGGGCUAAUGACUACCAAGCCCUGUCCUGUCCCUGUCACACUGGUCUGCAGAGCCUCCUGUGAGUCCCUUGUAGCCCUCUGUAAGUCAAUGUCCUAAAGCUGGGCUGUGAGCUUGGCUCUUCCUCCUGGUCUUUCUCCCACCUUUGGCUCUAUUGUACACAUUCUAAUGGAGGGAUGGUUGGGGUCCUAGGAGAGCAGAGCUAAUGUCUAGGUGGUCUUUGGUGCCCCUCUCCCAGCCCCCAUGGCACAGUGGGGCCACAGAUGCUGCACAUUCAGCCUGCCCAGAUGUCAGGACCCCGAGGCCCUUGUAGAUGAGGCUUCCCUGGACAUUCAAGGCAAACGUGCCUUUUGUGGGAAAGCUAAUGGUGCUGUGGCUCCCUAGAGGAGCCAGGUGAAAGGAAGGCAUCCUGGGGCCUGAAGACGGGCAGAAAGGGGCUGCCUACCUCAGCGGGCGGGAGGUGCUAGAACUAGACAGGAAACACCAGCCACUAUCAGCAGCUUUCUGGAGCUGAAGGGCCUGCUUCUCGACAGGCCAAAGCAGCAACGGCAUGGGUCCGCAGGAGACUGUGCUGAGGCAUGGAGAGGGCUGGCCAAGCGCCUGAAGCCUCAGGGAGCCUGAGCCUGAUGAGCCCUGGUGCGAUGAACCCCUUCUUUCCGAGCUGCAGCCCCUGAUUCCUUACAGCAGAAGCCUGUGCCCUCUGUAGCCUGCUGUAUGUCCAGGCCUUGAGUCUGACUUUGCACAGCCUCUUGGGAAGGUUGGGAAGAGGCAAAAUGGAGACCUUUUGUUUUAUUCUUCUCCCAAUAAAAGGACUUGCCAGCUUGAGGUUCCAUGCUGUUUCCACUAGUCCAUCCAAAGAGAGACUGUGUGUUAACCUUUGGGUGGAGCCAGUAGGUUCAAAUAAAAGCUAAGUCAAGAGUAA
Molecule: messenger RNA, 2605 nt
Organism: Mastomys coucha (southern multimammate mouse)
Lineage: Eukaryota; Metazoa; Chordata; Mammalia; Rodentia; Muridae
Gene: Golga7b
Product: golgin A7 family member B
Exons: 5
Coding region: 94-597 (167 amino acids)
Biological process (GO): protein targeting to membrane; peptidyl-L-cysteine S-palmitoylation
Cellular component (GO): palmitoyltransferase complex
Source: RefSeq, a predicted model, not a curated record